AUGUUGUCGUCAAAGAGUCCGGACAUAUGCUGUCAGCCGUCGUUCAAUGGGUACCGGAAGCCGAAGCGGAUCCGCACGGCUUUCAGUCCGGGACAGCUGUUAAGGUUGGAGGAGAUCUUUGAGCGCAACCGAUAUGUCGUCGGCUGUGAGCGGAAACAAUUGGCCAGAGAUCUGAACUUAAGUGAGACUCAAAUCAAAGUGUGGUUUCAAAACCGGCGGACAAAACACAAGCGCGAAAAGCAUCAGCAAAACGGUUCGGGCAAACGCUCGUCCACUGUCUCGGCCCUCAUUCACGGCUAUUCACCCAAUGGUCUGUCCCUUAAUGGCGGCCAAUAUAGCGAUAAUGAUGUCGACGAUGACGACGAGGAAGACUUUGUUCAUUAG
Molecule: messenger RNA, 384 nt
Organism: Medioppia subpectinata
Lineage: Eukaryota; Metazoa; Arthropoda; Arachnida; Sarcoptiformes; Oppiidae
Source: the annotation of a GenBank genome assembly